GUCAGCGGCCAUUUUAUUCCGCGUAAAAACUUCAGCACUAAACAAAAAAGGAAAUUGAGUCCUGUUUAUGUAAUAGAUGAAACUGGACAUCGGAGCCAAGAGCUACGUUGAGAAGGGCAUUUGUUGACAUAAACGCUCAAGCUCUACGCACAGGUUGGUCUCCAUGGCUUAGCGAGUGAGCUGCAACUCCCAUCACCCUCCGUGUCUUCCCUGUCGUCCCAUUGGCAAGGGGGACCCAGAUUGAGAGGGGGGAUCACGCCUGGAAACAUCCCCAUCCAUCCCACCUUGCCCUACCCUGCCCUGCCUUUCCCUUCUCUUCUUCCCGUCCUACCUGCUGGUUGCCAGGGAAGGCAGACGGACGGAGCCUCCUCAUCCCCAACCUCCACCCCCCCUCGGUGUGGAGAUGGAGGCCAGGGGGGAGUCUGGGCAGCUGGGCCUGCUGGCCCCCAGCCCCCAGAGCGAGGCGGUGGCCCACGAGCUUGAGGAGUUGACCCUGCAGCCCAGCCACAGCCUGCCUCCACUCAAUGAGCGCAAGAAUGUGCUCCAGUUGAGGCUCAUGCAAAGACGGACACGAGAGCAGCUCGUCGACCAGGGCAUCAUGCCACCUCUGAAGAGUCCAGCAGCAUUCCAUGAGCAGAUUAGGAGCCUGGAGAGAGCCAGGACGGAAAAUUUCCUGAAGCACAAGAUCCGCAGUCGGCCCGAGAGGUCGGAGCUGGUGCGCAUGCACAUCCUGCAAGAGACGGCUGCGGAGCCCUCGCUGCAGGCCACACAGCUGAAGCUGAAGAGGGCUCGCCUGGCCGACGACCUGAACGAGAAGCUCGCUCUGCGGCCCGGACCCAUGGAACUGGUGGAGAAGAACAUCUUACCGGUGGACUCCAGCCUCAAGGAGGCCAUCAUAGAUGGUCAGAUGCAGUACCCAAAGAUACAUGACGAGGACGAGGACAGCGGUGACGCGCUCUCCCCCGAGCAGCCGGCCAGCCAGGAGUCCCAAAGCUCUGCCGCGUCGCCGAUGGACGCCAGGCUCUCCUCUCCUCUCCUCUGCUCUGCUCUCUGCUCUCCUCUCCACCCGCAGCAAAGCCAGCCCAAGCAGCCGGGCGACAAGAGCCGCAGCAAGAAGGGCAAGGAGGCCAAGCCGCGCGUCAAGAAGCUGAAGUACCACCAGUACAUCCCCCCGGACCAGAAGCAGGAGGCCCAGGAGGCGCCCAUGGACUCUGCGUACGCGCGCCUCCUCCAGCAGCAGCAGCUCUUCCUGCAGCUGCAGAUCCUCAGCCAGCAGCAGCAGCAGCACUACAACUACCAGGCCAUCCUACCGGCACCGCUCAAGCCAGUGGUGGAGGGCCAGAGUGCUGGUGCAGCGGUGGCUCUGAACAGUGCCGGCAGCCUGCCCACCUCCAUCGUAGUCUCCCUGCCCCCAGCUGCCGCCCCGCCCCCCGCGCCCACCACUGCUGCCCCUGCCAAGCCGGGCAACAGCCCCAGCACCCGCAAGGUGGGCACCCUGCCCGCCAACCUGGAGGAGAUGAAGGUGGCAGAGCUCAAGAUGGAGCUGAAGCUCCGCGGCCUGCCCGUGUCCGGCACUAAGACGGACCUCAUCGAGCGGCUCAAGCCCUACCAGGACACCCCCGCACCACCCAGCGCCACCCAAACCCCCACCCCGACCCCGACCCCAGCCAUCCACCUCCAACCCCCCAACACCCCACUGUCCAACACCAACACCUCCAGUACACCCAUGGAGGUCUCCAGCACAUCAUCAGUCUCGCUGUCUCCCAGCCAGUCAUCAACAGGGAUGGAAUCCACCAUGAGCUCCUCCUCUCCACCGGUCUCCCCCAUGCCUAUGGACCACGCCAAGGAGGACCCUGGAGGAGGAGGAGGAGGAGGAGGAGGAGGGGGGCUGGAGGGUCACACGGAGAGCCAGGGCCUGGUCAUCAUGGCCAACGGGCCCCUGGGAGUCAGCGCGGCCCCCCAGGAGCGCGACCGGCAGCUCCACGAGAAGGAGCGCCAGAUCGCGGAACUCCUCAGGAAGCUGGAGCACGAGCAGCGGCUAGUGGAGGCGCUCAAGAUGCAGCUGGAGGUGGAGAAGCGGAGCGGCCCCUCCACCUCCACCACCUCCCCAAACAUCAACACCAUCACCACAGGAGGCCUAGCCCUGGCACAACCUCCUACUCCUUCACCCCCACCACCAGCGCUGCAAAGGACAGGAAAUGCUAGCCCCAGCAACCGUGUUGGAGUCCCAACUCCCACCCCGGCUGCUGCGGCCACCAUGUUCGCCGUGUCUCCCCCGCAGGUGAAGAUGGAGCAGCGGGCAUCUCCAAGCAACUGUGCCCUGGCUGUGGGGAUGACUGGUGGGUCCCCGCAGGUGGUGAAGCUGGAGGACGUGCAGAAGGUGAUGAACAGUGUCAACGCUGCACAUCAACAGUCAGCGCAGCAGCAGCAGCAGCAAAUGCAACAGCAACAGCAGCAGCAGCAGCAGCAAGUGCAACAGCAACAGCAGCAGCAGCAAAUGCAACAGCAACAGCAGCAGCAGCAAGUGCAACAGCAACAGCAACAGCAACCGCAGCUGCAGCAGUUCGUCAUAAGCCACCAGGGCGUUCCGCAGACAGUGCUGGCGACGCCAUCGCAGGCCGCCAUCCUCACCGCGGCAACCCAGCACGGCAACGCCUCCACGCCCAUCAUGCUGCCCGUGUCCUCCCUGGCCAACAACACCACCAUCCAGCUGCCCACCGUCACCAAUGUCAAACUACAGACACUGCCUGUGUGCACUACUGCUGGCUUCCAGCACUGUCUCACCGAGAACCGCGUAGGCCCGGAGGGACCCCAGUGUUUCCUGAGCACCUCCCCAGACAACAGGCUCUCGCCCCGGGGCUCGCCCGGCGGCCACUCCAUCUCCAAUGGCCCGCUCAGCAAGUCCCCCACGCCCCCUCAGCAGCCCACCUUCAUCCUGCAGCCCAGCACUUUCUCCAGCAUCCCCAAGAGCAAGGAGCCCCCUGCCUACGAGGACGCCGUUAAACAGAGCCGCAGCAUGCACAACGCUGCCCUCAACCAGGUUCCCACGGCAACCAGUCAGCAAAUGGACGACCUGUUCGACAUCCUGAUUGAGAGUGGAGAGAUCCUGCCCUUCAGUCCCCACGAGCCACCAACGGCAAAGCUCCUGCCCGUCACGGCCAGCGUCACCACCCUGCCCGUCAACACCGCCCUCUCCCGACCACCCGCCCACGUCCAGCUGGCCCCGCCCAACUCUCACACCAACCCCUCCCCCCUCUCCUCCCUGUCGCUCUCCCUCUCCCCCCUCACCACCACUGGCGGUAGCGGCAGCAGCAGCGGCGGCGGCGGCGGAGGAGGAGGACUCACUAUGGACCAUCAGCUGGCCUCCGCGCUGGCCACCGACAACCAGCUGGAGGCGCUGUUGGACGGGGCGCUGGACGCAGCUGAGCCCCGGCUCUUGGAGGACCUUCACGCGCAGCUCCUCGCCAGCACGGAGAACCACCAGAACCACCACCACCACCACCAGCAGCAGCAACAACACCACCAGCACCAUCAGCUGACCCUGCAGACGCUGAACCAACUGAGCCAGCUGCAGUCUCCGCAUUCCCCCAUGGACAUGGACACAACCUCGGACCUGGGCUUCAGCAGCGAGGGGAGUGGGUGUGGUGGCGGCGGUGGUGGUAGUGGUAGUGGUGGGAGUAGUAGUGGGCCUGGAGGGGGGCCAGCCUCCAGCUCCUCGUCCUCCUUUAGCCUGCAGGAGGCCGGGCUGGACAGCAUGGAGUGGAUGGACCUCACCAUGCCGGGGGGCCCCAUGGGCUCGCUCAACCCCCUGGGCAUGGCCACGGACUUCCUGGACGCACACGACCUGCAGAUGCCCUGGGAUUGAUUGGCUGAUUGAUUGAUUGGCUGAUUGAUUAGUUGAUUGAUUGGUUGAUUGAUUGGUUGAUUGACUGAUCAGCUGGUUGUUUGAUUGUUUGAUGGGCGUUUCACCAUUUUAGAUUGAUGGCAUGAACAUACGGUAACAGCACACAUGCUUUGUCGCUCCAUAUCUUGCUCUUGCUCUCUCUCUCUCUCUCUCUCUCUCUCUCUCUCUUUCUCUCUCUCUCUCUCUUUUAUAUCCCUCCAUUUCUCUUCAGAGGCCCUGGGAUUUGAGGAAGGAACUCUCUCUCUCUCUUGCUCACACACACACACUUUCUUUCUUUGUCUCUGCAUUUUCUCGAGAAGAGAGAUGUAAGAUAUUGGUUGGCGGCAGCUGGAGGGGUUGCAUUAUGGUCCUUCGGUUGUAGAAGAUGAAUUUGUGUGUCUCUGUGGAUCUCACAACAGACCAUGUUGAUAGUCAUCUGCAAAACAGUUUUGACCCCUGCCAACCACACACACACACACACACACACACACACACACACACACACACACACACACACACACACACACACACACACACACACACACACACACACGUACAUGGAGGGCCCCAAGGGUAUCUCAAUGCCACCCCUGUAUUAGCUCCUUCUAUCGGGUUUGUCAUCUGACGCAUCCCUCACCAAGCCCUACAGGACAGACAGACAGAUAAUAGAUUCUCUCUCUCUCUCUCUGUCUCUCUUGUCUCUCUCUAUCUCUCGGUCUCUCUCUCUGUCUCUCUUUUUCUCUCUCUCUCGGUCUCUCUCUCUCUCUGUCUCUCUCUCUCUCUAUCCUCUGGGGCCCUCACGGAUCACCUUGCAGUCUGACAAUGCUUAAUAAUUCAUUCAUUCUCAGACAAGCUGAUAAGUGGAGUAGAGGACAGGGGGGAUGGAGGGAUUCUCAUUUCGUUUUCUUCUUCUUCUUCUUCUUCUUCUUCUUCUUCUUCUUCUUCUUCUUCUUCUUCUUCUUCUUCUUCUUCUUCUUCUCCUCUUGUGCCUACUCUCCCUAGCUACUCUGCUACCGAGACUGCGUGUGCGUGUGCGUGUGCGUGUGUGUGUGUGUGGUUGAGUGGCUCGUGGCAGGCUGACAAGCCUAGCUUAUUUUACUUUCUCUCUUUUCUUUUUUCAAACACACAUGAUGCCAGAGCUUCAUGCCAGACAACGGUCAGCAUUUAAUGAAGAAGGUCUGUAGACAACCUGCACUGUCUGCUCAAGCAAGCAAUGCAAGGUCCUACAGCACGCUUGAGACUUGCCUUCAACGACAAGCCCUGAAGUAAAGCUGGUCUGACGCUGUGCACAUACACACACACACGCACGCACGCACGCACGCACAGUCAGACGUGUGAGCUGGAUCGGAGAGAAUGACCAAAUCAUAGUGUGUUUGUUGUGUGUGUGUUUAAGUUUUUUUUAUCAGAAGAAAAACAGCACAAUGUUUAGACAGCGAUUUCUGAUAAAUGUCCCAAACUGCAGUCAAACGACUGGGUAGACAUUCAUCUUGAAUGAUGAUUGAAGAGAUUAUGCUGGAUUCACACGGCAGACGGAAGACAAAAACCUCACAGAGGUUGUUUACGAUGAACAGAUUGAGAUGAGAUAAAGAAAGGGAAACAUUAUGAAAAAAAUGCUUGCCAACUUGUAAUGCUGAACUUGAGCACCCGCCCCCCCUUGUGUUGAAGGACUCUGUUGCAUUGAAGGACUCUAUGGGGGGGGGGGGUGUCGUUUAGACAGAUCUGUGCCAUAGAGAACAGGUCUUGGUUCUCAGCCAGAUAAAGUCUAUGAUGAGAAUGUCUGUUGUGAAGGAGAAUGUUCUGGAAUUUUUGGGUCUACUGGUCACCUUGCUGCAGCAGUUGAGGGUUUAACUUUGCCUCUUACAAAUUCAGAGACAAACAAUAAGGGACACAGAUCAAAAUAGACACAGAUAAAAAAAAAAAUACAAGAAUGGACUGUACGAAAUGGACACAGAUACAGAAAAAAAAACCUUGAUGGACAAUAAUGGACACAGAUAUGAAUGUUGGCACAUACUGUUGGAAAAAACCCGGUGUCUUUACAAAGACACAAGCUCACACAUUAUCGUCUGCUGACAGUUCAUACACACAUCACAGUUGUCCUCUGGAGUCAAGCUGGCUUUGGUGUCAUCUUUUCCAUUUUUUAAUUGUUUCAUUUCAAUGGAGGUUUUCUUUUUGUCAUUUCUUCUCUGUUUGAGUUUUGUAUCUCAUGUCUCAUGUUAAUGGACUUGUUUCAGAAGGUCACUAGUUUCUGCUUAGCCGAUCUGCGUUGCUGUGGUGUGUAAGAGCGAGCGGGUGCUGCACUGAAUGCCAGGCAUAUCAUGUGACUCUGCAUACCUCAACCACUAAAACCUUCACUCAGCUGGCAAGAGCACGCAGGACAUGAACCAUCUAUCCUUCUCCUCACCUAUGUCCUCCUUCUAUUUUUUUUAACUUUUGUUUGUAUAUUUGUUUUAUUUUAUAUAUUUUUGUGAUUUUGUAGUUCAACUGACUCAGCAGAGAAGGACUUUUCUCAGCUACUGUAGGACAAUGGCACUUGGGAGGAUUGUACAAACACAGGCAGGCGUCUUGGAGGAGGUGUUUCACUUCUGUUCCGUGUGUGCGUGUGCGUGUGCGUGUGCGUGCGUGCGUGCGUGUGUUUGUCUACAUUGUUUGGACCAAUAAGGGUGUCUUGAGGAUAGCCAUAUGUGUUGCGUGCAAGCCUCCCGAUAAUGAAAAGGCAAUUGAUGAGCUGUUGAGGUAUUUAUAGCACCAAUAACAACACGACUGCCCAAGAUCAAUCUUUUCUUUUUAUUUGGUCAUUUCACAGUCAAUCAAAGUAAUCAAGCCAAAAGUGAGAGACAAUCUAUUUACUCUAGUCUCCAUCCAAGAUCCAUCAAGCUGAAUGGUAGACGCAUGUUUUAUUUUGGUUGAAUUGGUGUUUUUUUUCUCAAAUAUGGCUUGUGACUUUCCAGAUUUGGAAAGGAAAAUGUCUAGGUUCUUUCUUUCUUUCUUUCUUUCUUUCUUUCUUUCUUUCUUUCUUUCUUUCUUUCACCGGCCACAUCUAAUGUGAGGACAGACAAACUGCUGGCAAACAGUGGCAGCUCCUUCCUGUUGAUUUUGUCCGUCCGUCUACCUGUGUCCAUCUGUCUGUCUCUCUGUCUUUCUGUGAGCCUGUCUGUCUGUCUGUCUGUCUGCAGCCAUGCUCACUUCUUUCCUGGAAGACAUAGAGUUUUCCCCUACAACUGCAGUCACAUUCAUAUUACUUUUUUUUAAAAAAAUCUGGGUAUUGCUGCGUGGAUGCUUUUUUUUAAUCAUUAAUGUUGGCUUGUAUUAUUUGUGUGAGUGCGUCUGGCUGUCUCUUUGCGUCAGUGCGGCUAAUUACUAUUGCCCAAACCUUUCCCAGCUCCAUUCCUGAUGCGCGUUCAUCAUCAUACAAUGCUAUUUUUAGAUUUCGAGUAAUACUAGAUGAUGAUGUGCUAAUCGACUGGAAGGAAUGUGCAAGUAAGCCCUUUCCUAAAUGUCAACAUCCAUCUAAUGUGGAACUUAAAGCUCUCCCAGCAGCCUCUUUAAGACAAGCAUCCAAAAUGGCACGCCAGGGGUGCAUUUCUGGAAAGCGUAGUUGCUAACUUUGUUAACUACUUUGUUGGUUGCAAUGCCAUUUCCCAUUGGCAACUACCGAAGUUGCUAACUGCUAACAACUACGCUUUCCAGAAAUGCACUCCAGAUUUGCACGACUGACUGUCAUGCUGCCCCCAAAGAAACAAGUGAUAAUAUAUAAUUCUGGACGCAAAACCUUUUCACCCAGUUCUGAGUGAAUUAAGUCACUUUCUUGACCAUAUCAUUAUCCACACUUCCAUACAGGCCCAUUGCAAGACAAUUGGGGUGCAUUUAAUUCAUAUCGUAGUAGGCCCUGUCAAAUAAGAAAAAAAAAUCAUUAUGCUCUUUUCAGCACCUCUUGUCAUUGUUGGUUUUUCAACUCCAACCUCAAACCCUUUGUUCACACGGGAACCAACCACCGCCGGAUCCCAUUGACUUUGCUUGUGGAGGGCACAAAAUGGCUUUUGAAACUGGCAGUUGCAUUCCACAACAUUUUCAGACUUUAAAGUUGUCAGUCCUACUGUCAUCUGUCAGCGGACGGUGCCUGUGUGGACAAAGGGUACAGUAAGCCUUCCAAAGGCUUCUCAGCCCCUGUGACAAGUAAAUAACUAUACACUUGUGUAGAAUACUUAAUAAGUAAAGGUCAUACUUUUGACCUCUGACCUUCAUAUCAGCUCUGUAUUCAUUAGUUCAAGAAUAUGUCAUAACGGUCUAUAGCUAAUUGUGAGCUAUACCAUAAAUGUGAAAAGCAUGCAGCCACUGUAGCCCACCAAUGAUUCCUCUCCCAACCCCAAGCAACUGCACAAUAAUCACAGAAUAUUUUCCAUUUGGAAGGAAUACAUGAGAUACAGUCACAGAAGGGCUAUCCUCCUUAUUACCCUGCCCAUUUGGAUGUUUUUCAUGCUCCCACAGAAUUUCCGGUCUGCUAGUUCUUCUGGUUAGGCUGCCCAUAGCCCUUCUGAAUGAUUUAGCACUAGCCACCGCUAACAAAAUAUUAAUGUCGCUGCCCUUGUACUCAUGGAUUAUAAACUGAAUAUUUUCACCGACUCAAUCGCUACAAGGCCUCAGAAGUAUUGUCUUGUAGACUAUAAGCACUUUUUGCUGCAACAAUCAUGAAAAAGACAAGCACCUUUUGUAUUGAUUAUGUGUCUUGUCCAAAUCUAGUCCAGUCAAAGUCUUUGUCCGUGUUUGUUUGACUUGACGUGUGUCGGUUUGCAUGUUUAUGUGUGAGGGUGCGUACAUUGUGAGAUUGUAACCUUUUUUCUGCUAAAGCUUGCUCCAGUCACGUUUUUUUGUUGUUGUGGAGGCCGUUGAUGUGCUCCGUUAUUGUCAGAAGGUUCUACAAUGUUAACCCCUUGAAUCGAUCAAGUCACACUCUUGCAAAAAAAGAAGCUGGCUCUCAAGUUGUUGUUAUGCCAAAUAAGAGAUUGUUACACGUCAAAGAGCUGCUAGAUCAUAUCCAGAUGUAAAGACCCACUCACUGAAGGGGGCGCUGUGGCGCAGCGCGCUAAGCCCCCCACAUUUGGGCUUGCAUGCCCAUGGGGACCCCGGUUCGAGUCCGGACGGGGUCAUUUCCCAGCCCUACCCCAUAUCUCUCUCCUGAUCAUUUCCUGUCUUCUCUCACACUGUCCUGUCAUAAUAAAGGCCCAAAAAGUCCCCA
This is a messenger RNA of Engraulis encrasicolus (European anchovy), 9116 nucleotides long. RefSeq names its product myocardin related transcription factor Ba (gene mrtfba). NCBI's taxonomy places the organism in Eukaryota, Metazoa, Chordata, Actinopteri, Clupeiformes, Engraulidae. The record is from RefSeq and is a predicted model, not a curated record. Bases 404 to 3865 code for a protein of 1153 amino acids. Gene Ontology annotation, molecular function: transcription coactivator activity. Gene Ontology annotation, biological process: smooth muscle cell differentiation; positive regulation of transcription by RNA polymerase II. The transcript has 16 exons. Gene Ontology annotation, cellular component: nucleus.